Molecule: messenger RNA, 2274 nt
Organism: Clonostachys rhizophaga
Lineage: Eukaryota; Fungi; Ascomycota; Sordariomycetes; Hypocreales; Bionectriaceae
Source: the annotation of a GenBank genome assembly
AUGGACAGUCCGCAACCCACGUUUAUCAAAUCUCGCAUCGGCAACGCGUGUGACGGCUGCAAAAAGAGGAAGGCAAAAUGCGACGGCCAACAACCCUGCAGUUUUUGCGUGCGACGCCGCCGGCCCGAGCUGUGCCACUACUCUCCCCAGAAGAAACCGCAACGCAAGCGAGGGCAACCGCUUCAAGCCGGUGCGGAUGGUGAUGGAGUCCAUGCAGCGGAUGAUGCCACGCGUGUUACCGCACAGCCAGCAGCUUCUGCGCAUCGCAACCCACAGCCGCAGUCCCCUCUCCCAUCCGUGCCGGUGCGGGAGGGUUCUGCUGUCUUACGGAGGAGCAGCCAUGGCGGUGUUUCCAAUACGGCAGAGCCUCCUCCCUCUCUCCCUCCUCCUUCCCGUGCGGCCUCAACGCGGCCGUCAACUACCCAGGCGGUCAUGGACGGUCCCGUUGACGACGCAGACGGUGACACCGAGGUUCCCAGGGAAGCCCGUCUCCUGUGUGACGCCGAGGGAAAGCUCAUCUUCAUCGGUGACUGUGCGCCCUUGUCCUUCUUCCAGUCGGUUCGGCAGCUAGUGACGAACCGCGUCGGGCCAAAUGCCUUUGCCCCUGAGACGAGCCGGUACUCCGUCUUGGAAAACGCCCCAGCGGCGGCCACGGCUGGUCUCUUGUCCGCUCGGAAUCUUGCCCCAGAUGUCCGGCCGAUCCAUAUUGCCGCCGCCGUGUCGAACUAUAUCACGGCGACCAGGGGCCUGGUUGACUUGUUCGACGAGGCCAGGUUAGUCGAAGACCUGCUCCUGUGGGCCAAUAUCGAGCAGAAGCCACACAACCUGACGUCGAUCAUAAACUACCUCGUCCUUGCCAUUGGUCGCCUGAAACACGACCAACAAUCCGCCCAAGUAUACUUUGAAUAUGCUCGUGAUGAGGCUUGGAAGAGCUUGAACGGUAAACUCGGAGUCGGGACCAUCCAGGCCUUCAUCCUCAUCACCGUGUAUAUGCUGUGCUCAUGCCAGAUAAACAGCGCCUUUCUGGUGUUUGGUGUUGCCGUGAGGGCGGCACACUCUAUCGGCGUCCACCGCACGGAGGUAAACGCUCGCUUUGGACCAGAGAUUCAUCGCCAAAGAGACAGGUUGUGGAAGAGCCUGCGGGUCGUAGACUUGUUCUUGAGCGCAUCCAUGGGCCGGCCUCCGUCCACAUCUGAUGUCGACUGCACAGUGCCUUACAAAUCCUUGGACCAACACGGCAAUGAGGUUUUUGACCUGCUGAAUGCCUCUGUCCAGAUUCUUCUCAUCCUUGAAUGCAUCGUCCUCGAAAUUUACUCGCGGAAGAAGAUAUCGCUACAGCUAACCGAAGGGAUAUCUCUCCAACUCCGUGACUGGUCCUCCAAAUGGCUUCAACAGCUCAAGAACGUGAUGACAAACAUGAACGAACCGAAUAGCCAGGCUGACGUUGUUGGCGCAUGCCAGGUGCUUUCUUCAUACUACUACGCUGUGAUGCUAGUGUCCCGCCCGUUUCUCAUGUAUGAGCUUGUGAGGCGGCUGUCGGACAACCCGUCAUCACACGGCACAAUGUCGUCAAGCACUCUAAUCUCUGGCAAGUCAAAGCUCGCAGACGCAUGCAUCGACGCCGCCAGUCUUAUGGUGGACCCCGUCCUCGAAUUGAUCGAUCAUCAAGUCCUCAAUGGUCCCGUGCCCCUUUUGGUCUCAUGGCUCUUCGCCUCAUCACUCGUUCUAGGUGUGGGCCUACUGGGUGGCUUCGGGCGAAUCCUCGAGAAGUACACACGAAUGUCCAUCAGAGCCCUCGACCACUUCUCCCAGUUCGACACCCAUGCCACCCAGUACUCGCUUAUUGCCCAAUCACUUCUCAUGACCGCACUAGAGCACCUCGAGAAGCGCGAGCUGCAGGAGAGACUUCGCCGCACAGAGAGCUCAAGCCAGCUUUUCGGACUAAUGCCACAUGACAACCCUAGCCCGACUGGCCGCUCUCCCAUGCGAGCUGCUGCUAUGUACUCAUCCUCUCAGGUGGCGAGUCCGAUCCCCAGGCCUCGCGAGUCGGUUGAUCGGCCCUACUCGCAGCAGACAUCCAUGCAGGCAGUUCCUUCCCCCUCCCCCCGCUUUGGAAACCUCGACUCUGCCUUCAUGGGCCUGGACUCGCUGAUGCCGACACCAGACGGAACGUUCUGGAUGUCAUAUCUCCAGGAUAAUGACCAAGGAUCUGCACUAAAUCUGUUCCCAUUACUUGAUGCUGGGGGUGGGAUCGAUCUCGCGCAUCAUCUCUAG